UCCCGUCAUCGAACGGGAACCGACCGGGAUUGGCUUUGUUUCUGCGGGGAUUUAUUUGUGUGAAACACCGCGUUUCAUGUAACGUUCAUGGAUGUCUGGUAACGUCGUCAAAGUUUAUAAACUACAGCAGCUGCAGUCAUGAGAAAUAUAACUUAGCCUGUAAGUUGUUGUGAAUUUGCCGUCUGUGUCAGCAUUAACGCAGUCUACGAUGUCUCCUGAGUGUUUCAGCAGUUUGAAAUGUUAGCCUGUUAGUUCUUUUAUUUAGCCUGUUAGCUGGGUCUGCUUUUAUUCAGCCUGUGUAGAUUUGUAAACAUGGAGCAGACAGCCAGCGUUAACGCAGAUCCUGCUCAAAGCUCCGACAGUAAUGGUCGUUGGCGCAACUGGACUGGCUUUUGGCUCCUCGGAUUGUGCAACAACUUUGCUUAUGUGGUAAUGCUGAGCGCCGCCCAUGAUAUCCUUAAAAAACAACAGUCAGAAAAUGUCACAACAUCUACUUCAACAACCACAUUUGCUGUGGACUUCCAAGGUGGAAACAGUAGCAACAGUAGCCGCUAUGACUGCAAUCCUGUCUCUACUGCGGCUGUGCUGUUAGCCGACAUCCUCCCAACACUCCUCAUCAAGCUGUUCGCUCCCUUUGUAAUCCACAAACUGCCUUAUGGUUUCCGAGUGUUGUUCUGUGUCAUCGUGGCAGCAACAAGUUUUCUCCUCGUGUCCUUCUCUUCGACUGCGUGGAUGAGCAUUCUAGGAGUGAUCUUUGCCAGUAUCAGCUCUGGACUGGGAGAACUGUCCUUCCUCUCGCUCACGGUCUUCUACAGCAGAGAUGUACUGGGAGGCUGGGGCUCAGGUACUGGUGGUGCCGGUGUUGCUGGAGCCCUCCUCUACUCGGGCCUCACCCAAGCCGGCCUGUCACCCCAGAUUACACUUCUCAUCAUGCUUGUGGUCCCGUUUGCUAUGUUGAUUAGCUAUUUUGUCCUGCUGGUUCCUCCAGCUUCAUUACCUCAGUGGAGAAGCAGAGAGACAGAACAUGCAGCUGUGGGCUCAGAGGAGAGAGAGCGGCUGAUGGAAGGAUCAGAGGAAGAGGAGCAGGACAAAUCAACCCAAGAGGCCGGCAGUACUGGACCUCUCACCCUCAAAGACAAGCUGCAUGUCAUCAGAGGCUUGCUGAAGUUUGUGUUUCCUCUGGGCCUGGUCUAUUUUGCUGAAUACUUCAUUAACCAGGGCUUGAUGGAACUCCUGUAUUUCCCAAAGUUUUUCCUGUCCCAUGCAGAGCAGUAUCGCUGGUAUCAGACGCUGUAUCAGGUCGGUGUGCUCGUGUCUCGAUCCUCCCUGUGCUGCGUGAAGAUCAGGAAACUGUGGGCUCUCGCUUUGCUACAGGUGGUGAAUGCAGUGCUGCUUCUGUUCGCAGUGCGUUACCAGUUCCUGCCCAGUGCCUGGUUGGUGUUUGCUAUAAUCCUCUAUGAGGGUCUGCUGGGUGGAGCUGCAUAUGUCAACACCUUCUACUUCAUCAGCAAGGAGACUGAAGACAGACAGAGGGAGUUUGCCAUGGCCGCUGCCAGUGUAGGAGACAGUCUGGGUAUAGCCCUGGCUGGAAUGGCUGCUUUCCCUGUCCACAGAUACUUCUGUUCUCUAUGACCCAGCCCACACACUGACCAGUGACCACUGACGAUGAAUAAGCAAGACAAGUGUGUGUUCCAUGUGAGGAAUGUUUUUUUUUUAAUAUUAAAUGAGUUUGAGAUCAUCGGA
This is a messenger RNA of Thunnus maccoyii (southern bluefin tuna), 1743 nucleotides long. It is a transcript of the gene cln3, whose product is annotated as CLN3 lysosomal/endosomal transmembrane protein, battenin. The coding region runs from base 313 to 1632 and encodes 439 amino acids. The record is from RefSeq and is a predicted model, not a curated record. Lineage: Eukaryota; Metazoa; Chordata; Actinopteri; Scombriformes; Scombridae. The transcript is spliced from 15 exons. Gene Ontology annotation, cellular component: membrane; lysosome. Gene Ontology annotation, biological process: lysosome organization; regulation of intracellular pH.